AUGGGUGCUCUCAAAGCCCCUGGUCCUGAUGGACUUCAAGGUAUCUUCUAUACGAAGUAUUGGAAGUAUGUGGGUGAUAGUGUCGUUGUUCUGGUAAGAGAUUUCUUUUCCAAUGGUCAGUUAGAUGCUAGACUCAAUAAGAUAUUCAUUGCUCUUAUAUCCCCAAAAUUAGUAACUCCAUUUGCAUCAAAGAUUAUAGGACUAUUAGCUUAUAAGAAAAAAGGAUUUAAGGGGUGGAUGGCUUUAAAGUUAGAUUUUGAUAAGGCUUAUGACCACAUUAGUUGGAAAUUUCUGGAAAAGCUUCUAACUUGCACUGGGGGGGGUCCAAUGAUUACUCACUCUCUUUUUGUUGAUGACAGCAUCUUCUUCCUGAAGGCUUCUUACAAGAAUGCUCUAAAUCUUAUAGCAUUAUUGAACAAGUUUUGUUCUUGGACAGGAAAAAUAAUAAAUAACAACAAGUCCACUCGGCUUCUCUCUGAUAACCUUGGAAGGAGCUUCUCCCGUGGUAUGGCAAUGCUCUCAUGGUCCAAGUAUCUACUAACCCAUGGUUGGAAUUAUAAGAAUCUUAAUUUGGCUGGUCGAACUACUUUGUUGAGUGCUUGUGUUGAUCCUAUCUAUUAUAAUGUUAUACCUAAAGAUUUAGGUGGUGUUAAUAUUAGAGAUCUGGAACUUAACAACUUAGCCCUUCUUGCUAAGAUGGCUUGGAAGGUUUCUAUGGAUCCUAAUAGCACAGUGGCUAUGUUGUUAAUAGCCAAGUACCGUAAGCAGAUUGGUUUUUGA
Messenger RNA from Papaver somniferum (opium poppy), 780 nucleotides. RefSeq lists its product as uncharacterized. The coding region runs from base 1 to 780 and encodes 259 amino acids. NCBI's taxonomy places the organism in Eukaryota, Viridiplantae, Streptophyta, Magnoliopsida, Ranunculales, Papaveraceae. The record is from RefSeq and is a predicted model, not a curated record. The transcript is spliced from 5 exons.